Xiphias gladius (swordfish) is the source of this 3381-nucleotide messenger RNA. RefSeq names its product signal transducer and activator of transcription 2 (gene stat2). NCBI's taxonomy places the organism in Eukaryota, Metazoa, Chordata, Actinopteri, Istiophoriformes, Xiphiidae. Bases 270 to 2690 code for a protein of 806 amino acids. Gene Ontology annotation, molecular function: DNA-binding transcription factor activity, RNA polymerase II-specific; RNA polymerase II cis-regulatory region sequence-specific DNA binding. Gene Ontology annotation, biological process: response to peptide hormone; regulation of transcription by RNA polymerase II; cell surface receptor signaling pathway via JAK-STAT. The record is from RefSeq and is a predicted model, not a curated record. The transcript is spliced from 24 exons.
CAUCCCGGCUCUUUGACCGCUUUGAUGCAAUUGUGUCGGAGCCAAAAUGGCACCCGGGAUGAGCUUGUGAAGAGCGACUUGGGAGGGAUAAGAAGAUAUCCAAUGAAACAGAGAACGCCUGCUCGCUGUUCGUUGUUUUGUUUUACCAAUAUCUAGCAGUAGCUAUAGCUAGCGAGUAAUGCUAGAAGCAAGAUUAAGAUAUGCACCUGUUUUAAUCUCGUAGUUAGCUACUGACACAUUUCUAAGUGGACUGACAGCAUAAAGUAAGGAUGGCCCAGUGGGACGGACUGAGGCAGCUGCCUGCUGUGUACAGACAGCAGUUACUUGAGCUCUAUGACAGGGAUGCUUUACCUAUGGAUGUUCGGCACUAUCUGUCUGUCUGGAUAGAGAAGCAGGAGUGGGAGCGAGCAGCACGGGACCAUGACUUGGCUGUGGUGCUGUUACAGGUCCUGCUGGAGAAUCUGGAUAUCCAACACAGCCGCUUUGUCCAGGAGGAGUCAUUCUUAUUGCAGCACAACAUCAGACGCUAUAAACAGAACUUUCAGAGAUACCUGGAAGACCCUUGUGCCUUGGCAAGCACAAUCCUUUGGUUUUUGGAAAAAGAGAAGGAAAUCCUCCAAGGUGCUGAACUGGCCGAAAAGGUCCAGUUGUUGCAUGUAGAGCAGGAAGCCAUGGAGACAAGCAGCCAGCAGGACCUUGUACGUAAAAUGGCGGGCCUCAGGAAUGAAGUGCAGUGCCUAGAACACACCAUGAUAUGUCUGGAGGAGCAGCAAGAUGAGUUUGAUUUUAAAUACCAAACCCACAAGAUGGAAGUUGUGGCAGAUGAGGCUGUGAAGAAUGCUCAAAUCAGAGUUCUUCAGUCACUUGUCAACAGACUGAAUGAGUGUAGAAAGAGCACACUGACAGACCUGAAUAAGCUCCUGGACAGGGCUGAAGACCUGAUUGGCAUAUUGGUGAAAAAGGAGCUGGUGGACUGGCAGAGGAGGCAGCAGAAAGCCUGCAUUGGCGCCCCAGACGAUGUUUGCCUGGAUCAGCUAGAGAAGUGGUUCACCUGUGUGGCAGUGUGCCUGUUCCAGGUGCGGGAGUUUCUUAGUAAGCUGGAGGAGCUGGUAGGUAAAGUGUCCUAUGACAACGACCCUGUGAAGGCCCAGAAACCUGCACUGCAGAGGAGAGCAGAUACUCUCCUGAAAGACUUACUUAAGAGUUCCUUUGUGGUUGAGACUCAGCCAUCCAUGCCUCAGGGGAAAGGCCCUCUGGUUCUUCGCACGAAUGUCCAGUUCUCUGUCAAGACCAGACUUCUUGUUAAGUUUCCUGAGCUGAACCACGUCAUGAAAGUGAAUGUCUCCAUGGAGAGGGAGGCUCCUCAGGUCAAAGGAUAUCGGCGUUUUAAUGUCCUGGGGACCAAAACCAAGGCCUUGAAUAUGGCAGAGAGCCAGAGUGGAGGCAUGGUGGCUGAUUUCAGACAUCUGACUCUGAAGGAGCAGAAGUCUGGAGGUGGCAACAAAGGAGUCAGUGAUAUUCCUCUCACUGUUACAGAGGAGCUGCAUAUCAUCCACUUCAACACUGUAUUUGAGCUGAAAGGCUUGUCAGUUGAGUUGCAGGCCUCCUCUCUCCCGGUGGUCAUCAUCUCCAACUCCAGCCAGCAGCAGAGUGCCUGGGCGUCUAUCCUCUGGUUCAAUAUGCUCAGUCAGGACACAAAGGAUGUCAUGUUCUUUGCCAACUCUGGUGCGGCCAGUUGGCCGCAGUUUGGAGAGAUGUUGAGCUGGCAGUUUCAGUCUGCCACUAAACGUGGUCUGAAUGAUGCUCAGCUGGAAAUGAUUGCACACAGACUCUUUGGAAAACAGCUGAACUAUGACACCUGCAAAGUGGCCUGGUCAAAAUUUAGCAAGGAGAAUACUCCUGACACUUUCUGGGUAUGGUUUGAUGGCAUCUUGGUGAUGGUGAAAACUUACCUCGAAGACAUGUGGAGAGAUGGCCUCAUCAUGGGUUUUGUGAGCAAAGGCAAAGAGAAGUCUCUCCUGAAGAGAAAACGGAGAGGCACGUUCUUGUUGCGCUUCAGUGAAAGUGUCAUUGGAGGAAUCACUUUCUCCUGGGUGGAAAACACUGUUACUGGUCAGCCUUACGUAAAUACAGUCCAGCCCUUCACCAAAGUUGACCUUAUUCAGAUCCCCUUCCAUGAAAUCAUCAGGAACUUCCAGAUAUUAGAAGCUGAAAAUAUCCCAGAAAAUCCUCUGGUUUAUCUGUAUCCUGACAUCCCUAAAGAAGAGGCUUUCGGAAAAUACUACUCUGAGAAGAGUGGAGAUGAUAGUCCUUACAUCAAGUACAUCAAAACCAAGCUUAUGUUUGUUUCAAAGGAGAACACACUGGAGGCUAAGCCACCCAUGUCCUCUGACAUGGCACAGGGUGAAGGCCUGGAGCCAGUGAUUGGCCUCUGUGGAGAGCCAGCUGAACAAAACGGAAGUCUUCAUCCUCUGGAUUCAUCUCUGGAUUCACCUCUGGAAACCUAUCACCCUGAUCCCAUGCUGUCUGCUGCUGUUGAAGCCACACAGGAGGACUUACUGAUGUAUCUCAACAACCCCAACCUCUAUCCUGACUCUAGCAUCUUUGAAGAUGAGCCGGGGCUGCCUGAUUUGAGUCUUCAAGAAUUUAAUUGCCUGCCACCACAAUCCUGUGGAAACAUUUUCCAAUAAACAUCUAUUAUUUAUAUUUAUCCAACCUUUAUCACUCAUUGUCAGCUUUACUCCCAGCUACUUACAUCACAAAAUCCAUGUCAUAAAACUGUAGUGUGCAUUUAAAUCCACUAUUACCAGAAUAGUUUGCUUUGAAUCCUGUUUUCACGUGAAAUACUUGCCCCUUUGAUAAUCUUUAUAGUCAGUAUCAAGAAUAGCUUUUUCAGUCAGCAUUCAUUGUUGGUGUGCAUCUGUAAAUUAUUAAAUAUAAACUCUAUAAUUCAUUUUUAUCAUGUUAAUUAUUGUUUAAAAUGAUUCUGUGGGACUAUUUGAAGACACAAAAGAGAGAUAACUGAAUGAGUCGGAGUCAUAUCCAUUCCAUUAGGGUCCCAGGUACUAGACCCUUCAACGUUCGUGCAUCAUAAACUCUUGUGAAUGAAACAUUUUGCAUUUAGGGGGCCCGGUUAUUUUAAGACCAGAUAUCUAAGGAAUGCUAGAAAACUAGGAAAAGGUUUACAUGACAUUUCGCUGACUGCACAUAAUUUAUUUGUUUUUUUUUUUUGUGAAUCCCUUUGUGGUUGUUUUAAUGUUACCACCUACAGCAUGUGAUAAACUGAAAUGAAACAUAGUAUUUCCUCCUUUUUAGAUCUGCUUUUGUAUUAACCUGCUCAUUUAAACCAAAAUGAAAUUUUAUUACCAAUAAAGGGAGAUG